Molecule: messenger RNA, 3030 nt
Organism: Bombyx mandarina (wild silkworm)
Lineage: Eukaryota; Metazoa; Arthropoda; Insecta; Lepidoptera; Bombycidae
Product: Nucleolar protein 14 homolog l(3)07882
Biological process (GO): maturation of SSU-rRNA
Cellular component (GO): small-subunit processome; Noc4p-Nop14p complex; nucleolus
Source: RefSeq, a predicted model, not a curated record
UUUAUCAGACAACAUAACCUGGUCGUACGAGUGCCUUGUGGUCUUUUAAUUACAAUUUAGAUUAUUUCAGUAUAUAAAUGAAAUAAAAUGGCAAAAGUUAAAAACAAGCGGAAUUCAGGACUAGCUGAUAAAGUUCACAGUAAGAGAAAAGCAGAGAUCAACAAAAAGAAAAUCAAUCCGUUUGAGGUGCAUGUGAAUCGUGAAAAAAUUAAAGUUUUGGGGAAGAAAUCGAAGCAUGAUAAAGGUUUGCCUGGUGUAUCUCGAGCUAAAGCUGUACAGAAGAGAAAAGAGACAUUGGGCACAGAAAUGAAGCUGAUGAAUAAGACGAACACAUUUAUUGAUCGUCGUAUUGGUGAGAAAAACAACCAGUUGUCGGCUGAAGAUAAAAUGAUUGCGAGGUUUGCCGCUGAAAGAGUGAAACAACACAAUAAAAAGAGUAUAUACAAUUUGGCAGAUGACGAGAUAUUAACACAUAGAGGCCAAACGUUGGAGCAAAUAGAAAAGUUUGAUGAUCCAAGAUCUGAUGAUGAAGAUGAAGAAGGAAAGGCAUAUGGUGGACUAGACUAUGACUUUGUUGCUGAAGGCCACUUUGGUGGAGGAAUGCUUUCAAAAACUGACUCAAAAGACGGUGCAAAAUCUCACAAAGAUUUAAUAGAGCAGUUAAUAGCAGAGUCAAAGAAAAGGAAGGCAGAGAAGCAGAAAGAUAAAGAACAGACUUUAGAUUUGACAGAAAAGUUAGAUAGUGAAUGGAAAGAUCUUCAACCGGUUGUUUUUAAGAGACCGAGAGUAGAAGAAGAGUCUGCUAUUGAUAAAGUGCUGAAUAAAGCAGAAAAGAAUAGUCAGGAUUAUGAUAAGAUGAUGAGAGAGUUGAAGUUUGAGAAGAGAGGAACGCCUUCAGAUGCCCUAAAAAGCGACGAGAAACAAGCAAAAGAAGAGAGGGAAAAGUUAGAGCAGUGGGAGAGAGAACGACAACAGAGAAUGACGGGAGAUGAUGAAGUAAUACCUGUGAGGGUUAAACAACCUGCUCCUAAACACAGGUCAGCCGAGGACCUUGAUGACAAUUUCGAGUUGGAAGACGAGGCUAGUUUUAUGUUGGCGUAUGAUAAGGAUGGAAAACCUUUAGUACCAGAACAUAUUCUUAAAGAUUAUUCAGUACCAAACGCAAAACCGAAGUUUGAAGAUGGCGUUUCGGAUACGUCUGAUGAAGAAAACAGUGAUGAUGCUGAUGAUGAAAGUAACGGUGAUGAUGAUGGAGAUAGCGAUGAACAAGAAGUGUCGGAGGAAGAUGCACCUGAAGAGACUACUGAUGAUGAAAAACAUGUCAACGAUACCGACAACAAGGGUGCAGCAAAAGAAAUAAAUGAUAACAGAGUUGAGGGAAAGAAACUUGAAGUUGAAAACCUUUCAUCACAGUCUGAAUCUGAAGAGGACACUGAAGAUGAACUAAACGUAAAUAUAGAAGAGGGAACCAAAGUUAAAGAAUCCCAAAAAGUUACAACCCAAAUUCAAAUUAAUAAUGUUGAUACUUCAGAAGACAGCUCAAAUGAUAUCCCAGAAUCUAAUGACAAACAGAAUGUGCUUAAGAUAACUGAAAAAAAUUGUAUAUCAAAUAAUGUUUCAGCUAAAUGUAAUGGAAAUGUAAUUAAUGAGAACAAUCGUAAGAAUGUGGAUGAUCUGAACGCUUUUAAUGAUUUGAAAUCAUCUAGUGAUGAGAGCGAUGACAGUGAUGUAGAUGAUACAGAAAUCGGCACUAUGUUUGAGAAGAGCAAUGAAGGUGAAAGUUUAAAGGAAUUAUUGUCCGGAAAAACACCUUCACAGCAGUAUACAGCCAUACAGAAACUGAUAAAAACAUAUGAUCCCAGCUUAGGCGAGGAGAACAAAGACAAACUGAGUCGCCUAUUCGCUCACUUACUACAACACAUCAACGAUAUUUUUACCAAUUUAAAAGACGAAGGCUCCGUUAUAAAAGCCUUCCUGAUAUUUGAUAGAUUAAUACCUCAUAUGUUUGAUCUGGCCAAGCUGAAUAAAAUUUCAACAAAAAAGUACUUGGUCGAUCUGUUGGUAGAAAAGCGAAAUAAAUAUAUGAAACGCCCGAAACGUAUACCGGAUUUGGACACGUUAAUAUUUUUCAAAUUGAUCUCACUGCUGUAUCCCACGUCCGACUUCCGGCAUCCGGUAACGACGCCAUCUUUGUUGUUUAUGUCCGAGAUUUUGAAUCGGUCUAGAUUCGACGACGCUUUCUCGAUAUCAAGGGGAUUCUUUGUCACAGCCCUAAUUUUAGAAUACACUGUUCUGUCAAAACGAUUAGUACCGUCCGCACUGAAUUACUUAAGAGGCAUUCUAUAUUAUUGUGCGAACACAUCAAUACUUAAUCAAGUACAAUUAGUCCCGCCUUUUAUGUUACAUAAAAUGGAGAAGAUUCUAAAUUUAAACACAGACUGUUCUAAAAUGUCGGUCGCGAACAAGAUGGCUGCUAAAGAUUUGAUUCUAGAGAGUGUAGAUGAUGACUUCAAAAUCCGCUGUUUGCUGAUCAGUACGGUGAUGUUGAAGGAGUUCUUCGACAAUUUUAAUGAGUUAGAGGCACAGGAAUGCAUGUUUGAGUAUCACAUAAAGUUGUUAGCCAGGAUCGAUACAGAAUUGUACCCCAAGAAGGUGGCCAGUGUCGUUUCCGAAGUAAGUCAGUACAUGAAAGAGUGCUUAGAAAUGAAAACUUACACUCCGUUGUGUAGAGAGAAAAAGAGACCCAAAGCUUUGAGGUUGUAUGAACCGGAUGUGCAGGAGGUUUUCACUGGAAGUAAAGGCUCUAAAUUAUCAAGAGAACAGGCGGAAGCUGCUCGUUUGAAGACUAAACUAAAGAAAGAGAUGAAGGGAGCUCUCCGUGAGAUCAGAAGAGACAAGUCCUAUAUAGCUUCUGUUAAGCUAAAGGAGAAGAUGCGCAGUGACAAUAUAAGAAAAGAAAAGGUAAAACAAAUCUACAAAGAGGCGGCCAUACAACAAGGAGAAUUGAAUAAGCUGAAGAGAAGUAAAUGA